This is a messenger RNA of Asparagus officinalis (garden asparagus), 924 nucleotides long. RefSeq lists its product as uncharacterized. Bases 1 to 924 code for a protein of 307 amino acids. The transcript has 3 exons. The record is from RefSeq and is a predicted model, not a curated record. NCBI's taxonomy places the organism in Eukaryota, Viridiplantae, Streptophyta, Magnoliopsida, Asparagales, Asparagaceae.
AUGUUGGCAACUGAAAGGGUGGCUGAGGACCCACAAAGGCAUAAUUUUUUUCGAACUCGUUGCAAGGUGAAUCAGCAUGUGAUUGAGUUGAUAAUUGAUAGCGGUAGUCAAGAGAAUUUGAUACAUCAAGAAACAAUAGAUAGCGUGAAGUUGCAGACACAGAAGCACCCUUCCCCUUACAAAGUCGGAUGGAUUAUAUCUAUGAGUUAUAUCAAGGUCACCGAACAGAGCAUAGUUAGCUUCUCUAUUGGCAGGUACAAGGAUACAGCUAUUUAUGAUAUUGUUGAUAUGGAUGCAUGUCAGUUAAUGUUUGGGAGACCGUGUGUUCCUAAAAUUAACAGAAAAUCUGCAGUAUCGUUAUAUGCCGCAAGGGAGUUUCAGAAGGAGUCUUUGCACGUCCCGUUUGUGUUUGCAGUAGUGAAUAAGGGAUUAACUGAUUCUACACAUGACAUUCCAGAACAGUUAACUUCCCUUUUGAAGGAGUUUCGUGACAUCAUGCCUGAAGAGUUUCCUGCUAGAUUGUCUCUACUUCGAAAUAUUCAAUAUCAUAUUGACCUCGUACCUGGAUCCCCUCUUCCUAAUCUUCCUCAUUACAGGAUGAGCCCAACCGAACACGAGAUAUUGUGGGAGCAGGUGCAUGAUUUAUUGCAGAAGGAGCACCUUAGCGAGAGCAUGAGCCCAUGCGUAGUGCCAGCCCUCAUGGUGCCUAAGAAGGACGGGACUUGGCAAAUGUGUGUUGACAGUCAGGCUAUCAAUAAAAUACACAUGAUGUGGGAAAGAAUAAUAUACGAAUUUGAUUCAGAAGAAGUCCUAGUCGAGGAGUUAAAAGAACAAAUGGAGAAAAUCAAUGCUAAGUACAAUGCAGAUUGGGAGGCGAUAUUCAUGCACAAUGGUAGACUGGCAGAUAUUCAUGCACAAUGGUAG